GAACCGAAGUAUUCAGGAUACCUAACAUCAGAGCAGGCACUUGCAGACUAUGCAGAACUUAUUGCAUACUUAAAAGAUAAUAUUCCUGGAGCAGAGUUGAGUCCAGUUAUUGUAUUUGGAGGCUCUUAUGGCGGAAUGUUAGCAGCUUGGUUCCGUAUGAAGUAUCCACACAUAGUGCAAGGGGCUAUUGCUGCCUCAGCACCAAUCCUCCAGUUUACAGACAUCACUCCUUACGAAGACUUUGCUAAAGUGGUGACAGCUGACUUUGCUAAAGAGUCUGCCGAAUGUGUAGAAGUCAUCAGGAAGUCUUGGAGUGCAAUCAACGAAGUCACUGCAGAUGAUGCUGGCAAGACAUGGUUGAGUGACACUUGGAAUCUUUGUGACCCUCUUGUGUCAGAAGGUAAUGUUACAGAUUUGAAAUACUAUUUGAUGAAUGUGUGGACCAAUCUUGCCAUGGUGGACUAUCCUUAUCCUGCGGAUUUCUUAGCUCCUCUGCCCGCAUAUCCAAUUAAGGUUGUGUGCUCUCAUUUGACUGACUCCAGGAAAGAUCCUAAGCCUCUUUUAGAAGAACUGUUUGAUGGACUUACAGUGUACUUCAACUUCACUGGGAAAACUGAGUGUUUGAAUUACAAGCAGCAGGCUGAUGAGAGAUUAAAUGACCAAGGAUGGGAUUUUCAGGCCUGUACAGAAAUGGUGAUGCCGUUUACUUAUGAUGGCGUCAAUGAUUUCUUUGAGCCAAGCACUUGGGAUUUGGAAGCGUAUUCAGAGCAGUGCAAAGCAAAGUGGGGCGUUACCCCUCGUCCACGAAUGGCCCAACUUAUAUAUGGUGGAAUGGAAAUUGAGGCAUCAAGCAACAUAGUGUUUAGUAAUGGCUUACUGGAUCCUUGGUCAUCUGGUGGUGUCAUGUGGAAUGUUUCAGAAACUGUUGUUUCAGUAAUCAUCCCAGAAGGUGCUCACCAUCUGGAUCUCAGGAGCUCUCAUCCUGAUGACCCUCAGUCUGUGAUCGAUGCCAGACUUGAGGAGAAGCAUCACAUCAAGAAGUGGAUUGAUAGUUAUAUGGAGCUGGUUUCAGAGGACAUGAUAUAAUAAAAUGUUGUAUAAUGUAUUUCAGCAAGGAAACUUAGGCUAUUGAAUUUUGUGAGAAAGGUAUAAUAAUGCUUUGCUUACUGAUUUUUGUGGGAUAUAAUCUGGACUUAUUCCAGCAAAAUUCUCAUUCUCUAAUUAAAAGAAUACUUAACAUAUUUCCUGUAAGAUACAAAAAUGGUUCACAAAUAAUCUGUGAUAUGCAUGGAGUCUUCGAUGGGUGAUUCUGGAAUAUUUUGCGACUUUCGUUGCAGUGUGCUGUGAUAUGUAGUUCCUUUUAACCUGGAAAACUUGUGCUGUGACUUCAUUGCAUUUUGGUCAGUAAAAAUCAGAAUAUAAAUAGCCUAUUAUCCAUUAGUUUUUUUAAAUCUUUGUAAUUCCUUGUAACAUAUCUUUGAAAAAUAACAUGUAGGUAUGCAUCCUAUCAUUCAUAUGAGUCUUUAGAAACAUUGUGAUUAUAAAGUUGUUUGUGCAAAAGGUUUGUACCUCACUUAAAGAUAAAAACAAAUAUUUUAAAAAACCUGCCAAUCAUUUUGUUUAAUGGAAAAUCUGUUGAACAAAUCUUUUAGCAUUUUAUGUGCUUGUUAUUAAAGUUUUCAUAUUCAUUGUUACCUUGCUGUUGCAAUUUUAAUAGAAAAUAAAAUUCUGAAAGACA
This is a messenger RNA of Macrobrachium nipponense, 1738 nucleotides long. Its product is annotated as lysosomal Pro-X carboxypeptidase-like. Gene Ontology annotation, biological process: proteolysis. Gene Ontology annotation, molecular function: dipeptidyl-peptidase activity; serine-type exopeptidase activity. NCBI's taxonomy places the organism in Eukaryota, Metazoa, Arthropoda, Malacostraca, Decapoda, Palaemonidae. The record is from RefSeq and is a predicted model, not a curated record.